Messenger RNA from Strongylus vulgaris, 249 nucleotides. The record is from the annotation of a GenBank genome assembly. NCBI's taxonomy places the organism in Eukaryota, Metazoa, Nematoda, Chromadorea, Rhabditida, Strongylidae.
AUGAAGAAGAACCCCUCCCUCUCCCCGAAGAAGCGCCCAUGGCAACAAAUGAGGGCUCACCAAAGAAGAGAAGACCAUCUCAAAGAAUCCAAUAAAAAAAGAUCCUUCUGCGGCGACACCGAGCAGGAGCCAAUUACAAAACGGAUGACUUCGGAGGCCUAUCGCGAGGACGAUACGCAAAAGACGUUCUAUGCAAUGAUAGAUGCCACGGACAGCCAAAAUAAGAGGCAGCAGCGGCUUGAUGAUUAA